GAUGUGCAGAUUUCCCUGACCGUGUGUUGACAGUCCUUCGUAUUAUUUUCUGUUUUCAGAUUACGCAAACCAUAUUUUUUAUCGACGGUAUUUAAUAACUACUGAUUGCCACUGGAUAACUCGGUCAUGGUUCGGUAACAUUAAAUUAUUUGUUGAAUUGUUUAGUGAGUGAAGUGAAAUGCACUUCUUAAGCAAAUCGUAUGUGAAAGUGACGUACUUGGAAUCGUUUAAUGUACAUUAGGUCCAAUUUAAACGCAUCCCACUACUGAGUAGAGCGAAUUUUGUACCUGUUACUGCUUGCAUCGAAACUUAAGCACAAUGAAUGAAUGAAGUCAGAAGCAACUGUCAUUAUUACCGAAGCAUAGUUUAGUGUAAAUCAGGGAACUUCUUUAAAACGUAGGAGUUCUGGAGACACAUACUUCAACGCUGUAUGUCGAUAACUUGACGGAACACCGUUUGUGGGAAUAGUCGCUGUGCUAACGCUGGUGAAGUGUAAUAGGCCGCCGCGGCUGCUCUCCUGACAUAGUCACAAAUAUUUCCACGACUACUACUCAACCGGACACAGUUUUGGCCUCUCACUCGUAGGCGGAAUGGGAAACACCGUAUCAUGUUGUGUCUCCCCGGAGUCGAGCCCGAAAUUGCCCUCCAGACAACCGGCGGAGCGGUUGGAGGAGUUCCAGACGAGCACGGAGGUGAGCGACGAUAACACCGCACCCUACUUGCAGCACAUCAGUGACAGAGAAGUUCCUGAUGAACUGGCUUUUGAAUCCAACCCAUCAGACCAUGCCAAAUCGAGUACUAUUUUCCUCAGCAAGUCCCAAACAGAUGUCCGUGACAAAAGGAAAAGCAACAACAUUAACCACAUCAGCCAUAUGUCUCCUGGGCCGCUGUCUAAGAAGUAUAGCUCCUGUUCGACCAUCUUUAUAGACGACAGCACCGUUAGUCAGCCAAACCUCAAAAGCACGAUUAAAUGUGUCACUUUAGCAAUAUACUACCACAUCAAAAACAGGGACUCGGAUCGGUCAAUGGAUAUCUUUGAUGAGAAGCUACACCCUUUAUCUAAGGAACCAGUGCCUGAGGACUACUCUUGGAUCGACCCAGAGCACAAGCUGAUAUUCCGCUUUGUCAGAACACUGUUCAGUGCUGCACAGCUGACUGCUGAAUGUGCCAUUGUCACUCUUGUGUACUUGGAGCGUCUUCUGACCUACGCUGAGUUGGACAUCUGCCCCACUAACUGGAAACGGAUUGUUUUGGGAGCCAUUCUGCUGGCCUCAAAAGUCUGGGAUGACCAGGCUGUUUGGAAUGUGGACUACUGCCAGAUACUGAAAGAUAUGACUGUGGAGGAUAUGAAUGAGAUGGAACGUCACUUCUUGGAGCUGCUGCAGUUCAACAUAAACGUGCCAGCCAGCGUUUAUGCCAAGUACUACUUUGACCUGCGGCAGCUGGCAGACGACAACAACCUCAGUUUCCCUCUUGAGCCUUUGAACAACCAGCGUGCACAGAAGCUGGAGGCCAUUUCCAGACUUUGUGAAGACAAGUACAAGGACUUGAGUCGAGCAGCCAUGAAGCGAUCUCUCAGUGCUGACAACCUGAUUUGCAUUCAGCGCUCGAAUGCCGUGCUCUCCUAGUCAGUGACUGUCACCACUACUUCAUCCAAGCUGCUGACAGCUCAGGACGAUUAUGCCCAUUUUUCGUUUUUUUACAGCCUCUCUUUUCUGCACUCUCAACCUUCAUCUUUCAAGAUCUUUAUCUAGAAGAUGACUGUUGUUAACGAGCAUCUUUAGGUGAAAUGUAGCAGAGAAUUAGUGAUCAAUGCAGCCUUCCAAUUUUUUUCUGAAUGCCAUUUGGAUUGGAUGUGAGACAGAAGAAAUAAAAUGACUAUGACCACCUCUCACUCUCAGAUUUCAUGACAUAGCACUACACCUUUGAGUUUUGGAGGGGAGAUGUAGAUUUAUUUUUUUUGUCUGUGUGGCUGCAGCCAAAAUCAUCGAAGUGUCACCACCUACUUGAUCCUCAGUGACGGAGAAUGACUGUCAGACAUCCCUAUUUGCUUACUAUGUAGGCGAUUAGUUGUGUCGUGUUCUGAUUUGAAACGUUUGCAGAUGGUGUAUUUUAAAUAAACAUUAAUC
This is a messenger RNA of Synchiropus splendidus (mandarinfish), 2129 nucleotides long. RefSeq names its product cyclin Y-like 1 (gene ccnyl1). Gene Ontology annotation, biological process: regulation of canonical Wnt signaling pathway; regulation of cyclin-dependent protein serine/threonine kinase activity. Gene Ontology annotation, cellular component: plasma membrane. The record is from RefSeq and is a predicted model, not a curated record. Gene Ontology annotation, molecular function: protein kinase binding; cyclin-dependent protein serine/threonine kinase activator activity. The coding region runs from base 591 to 1628 and encodes 345 amino acids. Lineage: Eukaryota; Metazoa; Chordata; Actinopteri; Syngnathiformes; Callionymidae. The transcript has 10 exons.